GUUAUGCGACGUCCACCGCCCUGGGCCUCUACGCGGUCAUUGUCAACCAUCACCGCUGCGGCCCAUCGCGCCCACGCUGCGAUACGCCUCAUCACACCGCAUCUGCUCCAUAGACGACUCACAACUGCCACCCCUUUUCGAAGUGCGACGCCCGCGUCACUGUCGCCGACACGACAUCUUCCGUUGACGGGAUCAGUGAAGUUGUACGACUGCCACAGGAUGCCACCGAAACGCGCCGCGAGCGGGAAGGCGAAACGCAAGCUGGAGGAGGAGAGCGCGGACCCCGAGACGGAGUCGUCCUUCGGCACGGAGUCGGACGCUGAGGGCGCCGGUAAGGCGAAAGGCAAAGGCAAGGCAAAGGCCAAGCCUGCGAACGGAAACGACGACGGUCAGAAGGAUGGAGGUGAAGGGAGCACGAGCGAGCUCGCGCCCAACGGGCAGCCGACGAACAGAGUCAUGCCCGUGCAGGUCUCCUUCCCGCCGCGCGAGGAGGGCCGCGUCCGGAUCGCGACGUGGAAUAUAUGCGGGCUCGCCGCGGCUCAGAAGAAGGGAUUCAAGUACUACGUCGAAGCGGAAGAUCCGGACAUCCUAAUUCUGACCGAAACCAAGGUCAACAAUGAACCUGUGGACCCUGCGCUCACCAGCCGGUUCCCGUACCGUUACUGGUCGAUCGCUGACAAGAAGACCUACUCGGGUACGGCGAUCCUCUCGAAAAUUCAACCGAUAUCGGUCAGUACUACCCUCCCGGGACACCCUGACAGGAGCGCAGUGAAAGGCCGCCUCUUGACGCUCGAGUUUGAGAACUGUUGGCUCGUCGGGACCUACGUCGUCAAUGCUGGCACAGGCUUGAAGACACUAGACGCGAAGAAGGAAUGGAACAAACACUUCACGGCGUACAUCCGGAGCUUGGACAGGCAGAAGCCGGUCAUCUGGGCCGGCGACCUGAACGUUGCGCCCACGGAGAAGGACUUGGCUCACCCGAAGCCGAACUGGAACAAGACGCCUGGGUACACGGAGGCGGAGACGAGCGCGUUCGCGCGGAUCCUCGACCCGAGUCUUCCGCCGCCUGGGUCCGACUCCGAGUCCAAGUCCGAGACCGAUGAGGGGGCCGGUGGGUUUGUCGACAUAUGGCGGAAGAUACAUCCCGACCUGCGACACUACACAUACUUUGGGUACCGCUUCCAGUGCAGGAGCAAGGGCAUCGGGUGGCGGCUAGAUAUGUUUGUCGUCAGCGAGCGGCUGGUGGACCGGGUGAAGAUGUGUGAGAUCCGGAGCGAGAUAUACGGCGCGUCUGACCACUGCCCAGUGACGUUGGAGCUAGAGGGUGCGCUGUAGGGCGUGGAUGACGACGGCAUGGUACGUCGGUACUUGCAAGUACAACACUUAUGGUUAGUUGUGUGCGAUCGGCCACACGGGGGAGGUAUGACGUAGGGCCGCGGGUGUUCUGCCUGUGUUUUUUUGUCGGAGUGCGUACUGGGCGGGCUUAUCUCGGGGAUGGCCUGCGAAAUGAUGCACGAAAGGGAACGUUGAGGCGGGGCGAGAGGAAAGAAGAGACGGGAGCGGGGAGUGGUUCCGGGGGUAUGACGCAGCUCAGCUCGGGGACGGUGCGCAGCAGCGGGAUGAAUGCAAUAACAACGGGGGUCCUUGCACCGUCUGCGAGCCCGGAGGCGCAGUGAUAACGCGCGAUCGUAUUGAAGUGGAGUCCAAUGGAAUGCGACGUUGAGUGUGCAACCGAGG
This is a messenger RNA of Fomitopsis serialis, 1737 nucleotides long. Its product is annotated as Endonuclease/exonuclease/phosphatase. The record is from RefSeq and is a predicted model, not a curated record. The coding region runs from base 4 to 1335 and encodes 443 amino acids. The transcript has 8 exons. Lineage: Eukaryota; Fungi; Basidiomycota; Agaricomycetes; Polyporales; Fomitopsidaceae. Gene Ontology annotation, cellular component: nucleus. Gene Ontology annotation, biological process: base-excision repair. Gene Ontology annotation, molecular function: DNA-(apurinic or apyrimidinic site) endonuclease activity; phosphoric diester hydrolase activity; double-stranded DNA 3'-5' DNA exonuclease activity.